Messenger RNA from Eutrema salsugineum, 732 nucleotides. RefSeq names its product heavy metal-associated isoprenylated plant protein 22. The record is from RefSeq and is a predicted model, not a curated record. Lineage: Eukaryota; Viridiplantae; Streptophyta; Magnoliopsida; Brassicales; Brassicaceae. Gene Ontology annotation, molecular function: metal ion binding. Bases 116 to 574 code for a protein of 152 amino acids. The transcript is spliced from 3 exons.
UAUAUAUAUAUAUAUGUAUAUACUAUACUCCCACAGGAUCCAUUACUAGCUCUCUCUCUCUCUCUACAAAUCUCUCUCUCUAAAGAUAUCUCUCUCUCUCUCUAGGACAGUAAACAUGGGAGCUUUGGAUUUUCUCUCCGACUAUCUAUCAGACCAUUUCUACGUUUCAAUAAGAAAACGGAAGAAGCAUAAAGUCAUGCAGACGGUGAAUAUAAAGGUGAAGAUAGACUGUGACGGAUGCGAACGCAAAAUCAAGAACGCUGUUUCCUCCAUGAAAGGAGCAAAAUCUGUGGAAGUGAAUAGAAAGAUGAACAAAGUGACGGUAAGUGGUUACGUGGAUCCUAAGAAAGUGUUGAAGAGAGUGCAAAGCACUGGGAAGAAGAAAGCUGAGUUGUGGCCGUACGUUCCGUACACAAUGGUGGCUUAUCCGUACGCAGCUGGAGCUUACGACAAGAGAGCCCCACCGGGUUUUGUGAGGAAAUCGGAGCAGGCUCAGGCGCAGCCGGGAGGUACAGACGAUAAGCUCAUGUCCCUUUUCAGCGACGAGAACCCUAACGCCUGCACCGUCAUGUGAAUGAGUUUAGCUAGCUAGUACUUAAGUAUUGAACGGUAAGAAUUUGUUAGUAAAUGUUUUUUCUUAUAAAGUUUGUAUGUAGACUUUUUUUUGGUCUUGUGUAGAGUCAUAAACAAAGCAACUUAUGGAAAAAAAAAAUAUGUACUGUGUUAUUCUCA